Molecule: messenger RNA, 4729 nt
Organism: Solenopsis invicta (red fire ant)
Lineage: Eukaryota; Metazoa; Arthropoda; Insecta; Hymenoptera; Formicidae
Product: paired mesoderm homeobox protein 2A
Biological process (GO): regulation of transcription by RNA polymerase II
Molecular function (GO): RNA polymerase II transcription regulatory region sequence-specific DNA binding; DNA-binding transcription factor activity, RNA polymerase II-specific
Source: RefSeq, a predicted model, not a curated record
GAGGAGACCCACCAGUCGGUCGUACGGGGCGCUCUUAAGCGGGCCGGAAAACUUCUUCCUAUCCGCGGUGUAAUCGCAAUAAUUUGAUAUCGCUGAUCCGAUUACGCAUCAUAAGCCGCUAUCGAGGAACCCAACCGGCGGCCCGGCACGGUUCCCGGUCUCGCUGAAGCGUCGCCGACGAGAGAGCGGCGUGCCGCGCUCCUACCGCUGCGUCUACCCGGGUCUUACCCGCGGACGAGCGGGCCCAAGAGCGCGGGUAGAAACGCGGGCCCGGAUAAGUCACCCUGGCGCUUACGUGACCUUCUCUAAAUCUCUUACAUCGCAUUCGUCAUCACGUCCGCACGUUAUCGCGCAACGAGUGUCUUUUUUUUUUCGUAAAGUUUGCAAGGGACUCAUUGUACGUACCCGUCUCCGCACGAACAGCAUCAAUGUGUUAGACAUCGUGUCUUUUUAACAGUCUGCCGUAGAUUUCUUCGAGUGCGUGUCAUUCGGCACGACCACGCCGCGUCCCUCUCUCUCUCUCUCUCUCUCUCUCUCUCUCUCUAAUUGUCACUCAAGUGCGAAGAAACGAUUCUCAAAGUACCAAGUGCCAUCGGAGUAACGCAAAGUGGAUUUACCUGCAGUCAAGCCAACGGCAUUAUGGACUACUCGUAUUUGAAUCAGGCCGCGGCCGCGGCAGCGGCCGGUUUCGAGGCCUCCAGCUGCGCUUUGGCCGCCGGCGAGAUGCAGUGCAGUUACGGAGACCUGAGCUCGUGCUCGCAGAUGAGCCAAGCGGCCUAUCGUUAUACCGCGGCACGAGCCGCCGGCUAUCCGGACGCGGCCGCUGCCGCCGGUGCAGCGGCCGGCGGCACGCCGUUGACGGCCCAUCAUACCGCGCACCCCCAUGCCCACGCGCACCAUGGGGCCCACUCGACCCCCUGCUCCGUAAUGGCCGCCAGGUCCCAGGAAGUCCAUCGGCACGCCGCCUCCAUCUUUCCAUCGGCCAUCAAUCUUCAGAGCGGUUUGGGAUAUAAAGCUUACUCGGGUCAUGACGGCCUCGCGGAGAAGAGAAAACAACGUCGGAUACGAACGACAUUUACGUCAGCCCAACUGAAAGAAUUGGAACGUGCAUUCCAGGAAACGCAUUAUCCAGACAUCUACACCAGAGAAGAAAUCGCUAUGAAGAUCGAUUUGACGGAAGCUAGAGUGCAGGUAUGGUUCCAGAAUCGACGCGCGAAGUUUCGCAAACAGGAGAGACUGGCCCAGCAGAAGUCCACGUCGCAGAGUGGCAUCGGAGCGGACAGCGGCGCGUCCAGCCCCGUGGCCGGCACCGUGAAGGCGGAAGGUCGCUCGCCGAGGAGUCCAGCGACGCCACCCGGCGGCUCGAACAGUGUGCUGUCGUCGAACGAGAUCAAGCCGAUCGCCAACCAGAGCCUGGUGAACGUGAAGCACACGGAUGGUGCAGGCGACGGCUCGCCCAACAUUCGAGGAAGCAGCGGCGGCGGUACCUGGGGCUCUUGCAGUCCCAGGCCCUUCUCGGCGGCCCUGCCGCCCUACCUGUUAGAUCCGCUGCCGCUGAAAACCGCGAAUCUUUACUAAACCGUCUCCUCCGUCACCGGCCUGACGAAGAGUGUAAAUACAGAGAGCCGCCCGCUCGUCAACACGGAGACGACACGCCGUUCAGGUUCAAGGAGCGUCCAGGUUUAUUUUCCGGGCCCCGAUUUCUCGUGGCAUACAAAUUCGUCGGCGUCCAUCCGUACGUGCGGUAUCUUUAAGGACUCCGGUAAGACGCGCCGCUCAUAUUUUUGACAAAGAUACAUUUAAGCAGUCGGGCGAACGGGCAAAAGGUGUGCCAGCUUGCUUUACGAGGUAACGUCUGUUGAGAUACAUUCCGAAAUUUGUGCGCUAACCAAGACAAAGCGUUAUAAAUGCCAAUCAUGGAAAAAUCAGGAAUCGAGAUGAAUAUAAUUUAGUAAAUUUCGAUUGUAAUAUUGUGCUGAAAUUGCGAAGCCAAUUAAAUACUGUCUCUUAAAUUUGAAAGGAGAAGUGAAUUCUCAACAUCAAAUAUUUGAGCAAUUUUAUAGAAUGUGCUAUAUUUAUUCUGCAUCCUGUGAUAAGUGUAGAAACGUUUGACUAAUAUAUUUCCUUGAUUUCUUUCCGGUUGCUUUAAUCUACACGUUGGCGUAUUUAUGGAUCGAGAGGAGGGAAAGGGAGUAGCGUACAAUUACACGAUGUAAAAUAUUGUUUUUGUUGAUACAAGUAUGCUGUAUUAUUUAACAUAAUAAUUGAAAAAAUAAUUUUAAAAAGGCAUAACUGGAGAAACGCUGUUUUAAGAUAUUACUAUUCAGAUUGAAAUUGAGACCUACUAACCUAAAUAAUUGAAAAGUAAUAUAAAUCAAUUUAAAUUCGUAUCAGAAUACAUUCCGACUGAUAUCGAAGAUAAUGGACUUUGUACCAGCGUUUACUCUAAACGACAACUUUAAUGUUCCCGACGAAUAAAAUAGAAUUAUAAAUUUGAUUAUUUCGCUUAAUAUGUCCAAAUUGUGCAGAUAAAAUAAUUCUAUAUUUUUUAAGACUAUAUCUUGAUUAAAAAAACAAUGAAAUUAAUCUAAACGUGAUAUUAUGUAAUCAUAGAAUUAAAUGUAAAAGCUCUCUUUUUUUAAAAUUAGAAAUUUAUUUUAUAUUAUUUUUAAUUUACUGUGGAUAAAUGAUUUUCUUGGAAAUUUAAUGAACCAAUAACUUUCAAUGCAGCUUUUAUUUGGAGUAUUAAAUGGAACUAUUGGGAUUAUAAAUUCAAUGUAAUCUUUAAGGUACUCCAUAUAUAUUACGUCAUCUUUAUUUACUUGUUUGUUUCAUUAUAAUUAUAAGAUAAAGAAGACAAGUUUCGUCCGAAACAAUGAAAAUGUUAUUAGAGCAUCGCUCUAAUUCUCGGGACGUUAAAUUUUCGUUUUCAGUACAUGCUUUCCAUCCGUAUUAUUUUCCAUUGACAAUGCCAAUCUAGAAUUAACACAAGAGAAACACAGCGUAGAAUAGUAUCGAUAAAAAUACUAUUAAUGACGCGAUUACUACUGGACUUAACGGACUUAGUUUUUCGGGAUUGAUUUAAAUGCUGAAAAUUAUGACUACAUUGCGAAAAUCUCUUAUGAUAUUUAUUAUGUGUAUCAAGUAGCGAAAAACAUAUAUUUCCACAGUAAAAUCUUUGAUGCAAAUACCGAAUGUACUUCGCACUGAUUUAAUGCGCGAUUCCAGCGACCUGUCGAAUAAUUAAUUGAUUAAAAAUUAGAGCAGCGAUCAAUAGAUUAAAAAAAGGAAAAGAAAGCAAAGGAAAAGAAAGUCUUGCUUGGUGUCAAAAUAAAAGUGACUCUCAAAAAAUUUAUUUUGCUAAAUUACAAGAAAAAAAAUGUUCUGAGAACAGUAUCUUUGCGUUAAUUCUUAAAUUAUAUUUCUGAUUAAGGUUUUAUAUUCAUUUCAACAAAAAAAUAUAUAUAUAGUAACAUCUGCAUUUUUUAUUUCAAUUUUGUUCAGAAUAUUAAUAUUGAUAUAUAAAAGAAAAUAAAAAACUAAUAGUCAAAAUUUGAAUCCAAUUAAAAUGUCAUGAUACAGUAAUUGAACAAGGCUAAUGAAAAUAUGGUGCAAUUAUAAAUGUGCAAAUUAAAAUAUAAAAAUUUUCAUAUUUUAUUAAACAUGUAAAACAAGCAUUUUGAUUUUCUUUAAAAUCAUCUUUAGUGCACUAUAACAGAAAUCUAUAAAAUCCAUAAAUCUAUAAAUUCAGACACUCUAACGGUAAUCUCGUUCUUUUUCUGCGAACAUUUACUGCGUAUUAUUGCGUAUUCAUGCUGCGUAUUGUUAUAGAAUUGUUUUAUAUUCAUAUAAAGCUUCUUUAUACGUUCUCAGUCUUUUCGGUGAAUCAUUUUACGAACAUUUUUUGUUUAAAAUUAAUGUAGCUUUCAGUAUUAAUAGUGUUACAUAUAUAUAUAUAUAUAUCUUCAGAAGAAGUAUUUUAUCUCCUCUGUCAGUACACUUUACAGCUGAAGGAUGCCACUUCGAAUUCGGCAACCUGAUACCGAUUCAACUUAAUUGGAUUGGAACAAAAUUUAUGGAUUUCUGUUAUAGUGCUCUGAAGAUCGCUCCAAAGAGGGUCGAAACGUUUGCUUUACACGUUUAAUAAAGUAUGAAAGUCUUCAAUUUGCGCAUUUACAACUGUGCCGUAUUUUCAUUAGUUUUGUUCAAUUAUUUGUAUUGUUAAAAUUUUGAGAGUCCAUUGAAUCAUUACAUCUGAGAAUAUUAAGUUGUCACUUCAAUUGAUUAUUAAUUUUAUAUCUAUUUUAUAUAUUCUAUUUUGUUAUAAAACUUCUGUUGCAGAGUUAUGAUAUUGCAAUUUGUUAAUUUCAAUUCUCUCUCAGUAAAAAGUGUAAAUUUAGAGUGUACAAAACUCUACGAAGAAAGUCUUAUAUCAAGAAUCGCUGUAGCGCGAGACGAUUGAUUCGCGUUAAUUCGCAGAUCGACGGAAUUUCUUCUUAGGAAGUCCUUAAGAUAAAUACUUACAUACCGUCCUGUGUGUCUCGUACCAAGAAGAGCGAGGGUACCUGUCUUAUCACAAUAUACGAUGGACAAUUUCGGCAGUGGUCUGACUCGUUCGUCGUGCGCCAUUAACGAGCGCAUUAUUCUGCGUAUGUAUAGUUUAUCGAUUACGACUGAAUCUAUUUUAUAGUGAGAUGUAUAAAUGUACAUUAGUUAAGACGAAGGUAUG